ACCAAAUGGAACAUUUAUGUAUUACAUACAAAUCUUCCAUGGAUUAUACUUAUGGAUAAUACAUGUAUUGACAAAAUAGACAGUCCAAAUGACUUGUAUUCCUUUUUAAAGAGUAUUAAAAAGGACAAAGGAUUCAAGGCAAAAGUUGUCCUUUUCCUUUUUAAAAACUGUCCGCAAGGAUCUGCAAAUUAUCAUUACUUUGGAGUUUUGAAGAACGUAAUUAAACUCCUUUUUACUGAGAACUUUCAAAAUAUAAGUUACUGGGGAGCACCAAAAAAGAAAAGUGAAAAUAACGGAUCAGAAAACUCAUCAGUUCGUGUAGUUCUAUCACAGUAUAUCAUAUCAAAAGAUAUGAUCGAACAGAUGUUGAUGACUCUGACACAUCUGGGGAUGAUUCUGACACAACUGAGGAUGAUUCUUCUUAAAAACUAA
Molecule: messenger RNA, 432 nt
Organism: Chironomus riparius
Lineage: Eukaryota; Metazoa; Arthropoda; Insecta; Diptera; Chironomidae
Source: the annotation of a GenBank genome assembly